Messenger RNA from Fusarium venenatum, 1605 nucleotides. Its product is annotated as Sodium/hydrogen exchanger family-domain-containing protein. The record is from RefSeq and is a predicted model, not a curated record. Gene Ontology annotation, molecular function: sodium:proton antiporter activity. Gene Ontology annotation, biological process: sodium ion export across plasma membrane; regulation of membrane potential; proton export across plasma membrane. Lineage: Eukaryota; Fungi; Ascomycota; Sordariomycetes; Hypocreales; Nectriaceae. Gene Ontology annotation, cellular component: plasma membrane.
AUGGCUCAAAGCAUCUGGGCAAUUCCUCUUCAGACGACAAACUUCAACAUCGUAGUCGCUUUGUUGGGUGGAUUCAUCUCCAUUUUUGGUCUUGUCUCAUACCUCCUCAAAGAGAACUACUACCUCUCCGAAGCCCUCAUCUCACUCGUAGCAGGUGUCGCCUUUGGUCCGAAUGGCGCAAACUUCAUCCGGCCAGAGGACUAUGCUGGGUGCCAUGUUCUUUCGAGGGAGGCUUGCGAAGCAGACCUCAGUGCCAUAACGCUCAAUUUUUCACGCUUGGUUCUCGGUGUCCAGCUUGUUCUUGCCGGUGUACAACUCCCAAGCAAGUAUCUUGUACGAGAAUGGAAGUCGAUUUCACUUCUCCUUGGUCCGGGCAUGACGUCCAUGUGGUUAGCUACCAGUGUUCUCGUAUGGGCGCUAGCAGGCCAGCCUCCGUUUCUUCACGCCCUCGCUAUCGGAUCUUGUGUGACGCCUACAGACCCUGUCCUCAGCGCCGUGAUAGUCAAGGGCAAAUUCGCAGAUAACAACAUCCCCCAGGACCUUCAGUGCCUCAUCACGGCGGAAUCAGGCGCAAAUGACGGCCUCGGAUAUCCGUUCCUGUUCCUGGCCUUGUAUCUUAUCAAGUUCACUGGCGCGGGUGCUACGUCCGGAGGAGCCGGCGAUGCCAUGGGUCUCUGGUUUGUCAUGACAUGGGGCUACACCAUCAUUCUCAGCGUUAUAUAUGGCGCCGUUGUGGGUUGGGUUGGCAAAGAGCUGCUUCACUUUGCCGAGAAGCACAAUUAUGUCGAUCGCGAGAGUUUUCUCGUGUUUGCUAUCGCGCUUGCGCUGUUUGUCUUGGGAACAUGCGGUAUGAUCGGUACAGAUGAUGUACUCGCAUGCUUCAUCGCAGGCAAUGUAUUCACAUGGGAUGACUGGUUCCGCCUCGAGACUAAAGAUGAUUCACUACAGCCAACAAUCGACAUGCUUCUCAACGUAACCAUCUUCCUGUGGUACGGCGCCUACAUCCCUUGGAGCGACUUCAACAACACCACUGUCAUUUCCAUUGAGCGACUUGUGGCUUUGGGCAUUUGCGUUCUUCUCUUGAGGAGACUCCCAUGGGUAUUCGCCAUGCACAAGUGGAUUCGCCAGAUUGAAGAGGUGAAGCAGGCUGUCUUUGUCGGCUUCUUUGGGCCGAUUGGUGUAUCAGCCAUUUUCUACCUAUUCAUCACCAUCGAGUUCAUCGAGGAACAUCUCAGCGAUGAAGACGGUCAUCCGAGAAGUGAUGUAAAAGAUUUCGCCGAGCAGACGCGUAUCAUAGUCUGGUUCCUGACGGUUUGCAGUAUUGUUGUUCACGGUCUGAGUAUCCCAGUUGGAAAACUAGGAUACCUUGUCCCUAGAACAUUAAGUCAAGCGGUCAGUGAUAGUGUGAUCAACACACCAGAGGAUUCGCUCCGACGAAGGAUUCCAUUGAUUGGGAAAUACUUUGGUCGCAACGAGAGCCCUCGUAGACCGACUGGACCAAUUGUUAUUACUGGUGGUCGAAGUCUUCGUGCCGAGUCACACAUACAUGCCGGCGAUGAGACGCCGCCUAUCAGAAGAGAGAUUCGAUUUGGUGAUGAGGUAUGA